AUGAAGAGAUCUUCUCUAUUGCACUCAUCAGCACUGUCAACUUUGAAUACUGAUGAAAUUAGACGGAUUGUGGCAGUUAUUGAACGUGAUUUUAAACUACGACAAAAGGAAUGUAAACGCAUUGAAGAAUUGAAAAGAACGAUUCGACAGGAAUAUGAGCGUGUUGAUCAUGUCGUUCCUUCGAAUCAAAGAUGUAUUCGAUGUUCGAAAUCGUUUCGACGUAUCUUCGAUCCGAGAGAAGUUUGUUCGAAAUGUAUGUCGUAUGUUUGUCAGAAUUGUGCAACGUAUACGACGCAGACGAAAACGUGGACAUGUAAAAUGUGUUCAAGGAUAAAGGAACUGCAAGGUUUAACGGGUGAAUGGUUUUACGUAGAAAUUGGAAAGAAAUUUAAACGAUGUGGAAGCGCAAAAAUUGUCCGACAAUUAUAUAAACGAGAGAAGGAGUUGGCUGAUAUCGAUGAACUAGACGAAGAUUUGGGAUAUGGAACAUUACCAAAAAGCGAUAGUACUGACUCUGGCUCGGUGGUUUCCUAUAUUGUUCAUGAUAAAAGUGUUCGAAAUGAAUUGAACCAAUACGCACAACGUUUAAUUCUCUUGCUUGAGAAUCUAGAAUCUGAUCUAACCGAUACAGGAUUAUCUACACAUAAGAAAAGUACAGAAAGUCUUCAAAGUCAUCAACAGCAAAUCUCUUCGGAAAUCACGCGUGCCCGUCUUGCUCUGUGUGGUCCGAUUCGACGUACGACUACGGUAAUCGAUCCAGCAUAUGAGAAUGAUUUACGCAAUUUAUUGAUUCACAAAACGGAACAAGUUCUUCGAGCGCGUCUCUCACAAAUACAAAAAAAUUCAUUAUUACAAUCCACAGAUUUCGAUGAAUUAUUAUCGCAAGUUAUAUUUGAAAAGAAGAUGCACACGUUGUCAUCUUCUUCAACUGGCAAGUCUUCUUCUUCUUUCGAAAUAUCAGUUGUUGAUGAAGAAGAAGGAGACGACUUGACGCCGACGGAAAGUUCCAUGGGAGAUGAGAAAUCUGAUUCUCUUGCCAGUAAACAUCGUUUUAUCGACACCGAUCCUGAUACUAUCAAGCAAUCUACCCAGCGGGUCGACAAUUGGCAUACCAAUUUCCCUCCAAUCGAUAUCGACAGUAUCCCGUCGGAUGGUGAACAAGUAGAAUCAUCUACUUGGUUAUAA
Adineta ricciae is the source of this 1185-nucleotide messenger RNA. The record is from the annotation of a GenBank genome assembly. NCBI's taxonomy places the organism in Eukaryota, Metazoa, Rotifera, Eurotatoria, Adinetida, Adinetidae.